CUCCUCCUUCCCCCAGCCACCAGCGCAGUCACAACCGGUUCAGACUGGCCAGGGUGCCCGGCAAAGAAGAGAAACAAGGGGGAAAUACUGGGGGGGAAACUUCGCAGGGAGGAGGAAGAGAAGAAAAAAGGUGGAGCCCAAAAGAGAGGGCAGGCUCCCCAGCUCCAUGUGGCCGCCGCCGCCGCAGGUUUCGGCGGGGGCAGAGGGCGGCGGCCCCCGGGACAAGGCGUAGUGGGACGGAUUGCCCAAUACAGCUGCAGGGGCCGGGUCCCGGGAUAAAUAGCCGCCUGGCUGCGAGCUGCAGGGGAGAGCGGCAGCCGUGGUCCCUACCGCACCAUCUGCCCGGCCUGUGCCGGGUGCUGCGCCCCGGAGCCCCCUCCGAGGCCGGUACUCAGGACCUACAGAAAGCACCAAUUUCACCUUACAAUGGAAUUUAAAAAAUCACCUGAUGGUGGAUGGGGCUGGGUAAUCGUGCUGGUCUCCUUCUUCACUCAGUUUUUGUGUUACGGAUCCCCGUUAGCUGUUGGAGUCUUAUAUGUAGAAUGGUUGGAUGUCUUUGGUGAAGGAAAAGGAAAAACAGCCUGGGUGGGAUCCCUGGCCAGUGGAGUUGGCUUGCUUGCAAGUCCUGUCUGCAGUCUCUGUGUCUCAUCUUUUGGAGCAAGAUCUGUCACAAUCUUCAGUGGCUUCAUGGUGGCUGGAGGCCUGAUGUUGAGCAGUUUUGCUCCCAAUAUCUACUUUCUGCUUUUUUCCUAUGGCAUUGUUGUAGGUCUCGGAUGUGGCUUAUUAUACACUGCAACAGUGACCAUUACGUGCCAGUAUUUUGACAGCCGACGAGGCCUUGCACUUGGCUUGAUUUCAACAGGUUCAAGUGUUGGCCUUUUUAUUUAUGCAGCCCUACAGAGGAUGUUGAUUGAGUUCUAUGGACUAGAUGGGUGCUUGCUGAUUGUGGGUGCUUUAGCUUUAAAUAUAUUAGCCUGUGGCAGUCUGAUGAGACCCCUCCAGGCUUCUGAUUGCCCUUUACCUGAAAAAACAGCUCUGGAAAAUGUGGCAGAGACAUACUCCAUUUACAGUGAAAAAGAAAAGAACCUGGAAGAAAACAUUCACAUUCUUGAAAAGAGCUAUAGUAGCGAGGAAAAGUGCAAGGGCACUUUGGCCAAUGGUGACUGGAAACAGGACAAUCUACUUCAUAAAAACUCCACAUCAAUGACUCACACAAAAGAGCCUGAGACAUACAAGAAGAAAGUUGCUGAACAGACAUAUUUUUGCAAACAGUUUGCCAAGAGGAAGUGGCAAUUAUAUAAAAACUACUGUGGCGAGACGGUGUCUCUCUUUAAAAACAAAGUAUUUUCAGCUCUUUUCAUCGCUAUCUUCCUUUUUGACAUUGGAGGGUUUCCACCUUCAUUACUUAUGGAAGAUGUAGCAAGAAGUUCGAAUGUGAAAGAAGAGGAGUUUUUUAUGCCUCUUAUUUCCAUUAUAGGCAUUAUGACGGCAGUUGGCAAGCUCCUUUUAGGAAUACUGGCUGACUUCAAGUGGAUUAACACCUUAUAUCUUUAUGUAGCUACCUUAAUAAUCAUGGGCCUGGCCUUGUGUGCAAUUCCAUUUGCCAAAAGUUAUGUCACAUUAGCAAUACUUUCUGCGAUCCUGGGGUUCCUUACUGGUAACUGGUCCAUCUUUCCAUAUGUGACCACGAAUACUGUGGGAAUUGAAAAACUAGCUCACGCCUAUGGAAUACUGAUGUUUUUUGCUGGACUUGGAAAUAGCCUUGGACCACCAAUUGUUGGUUGGUUUUAUGACUGGACCCAAACCUAUGACAUUGCAUUUUAUUUUAGUGGCUUCUGUGUUCUGCUGGGAGGUUUUAUUCUGCUGCUGGCAGCCUUGCCAUCCUGGGAUACCUGCAACAACAAACUCCCUAAGCCAACUCCAACAACAUUUUUGUACAAAGUUGCUUCUAAUGUUUAGAGGAAUAUUGGAAGCCAUUCUUUUGCCAUUUUAUACCAUAGAGCAAAACAUAUUUUUUAAAAAUUCUCAAGCAAAUUCUCUACAGUUAAAGACUGUUUUCUCACAACAAAAUUUCACUGUGGCUGACUCUGAAUGUGGAUUUUUUUAAAACAGAUUUUAUUCUUUAUGUACUGUAUGUGUAGCCUCUGUCUCCUGUAUGUUUCCCCUCCCUCCCUCCCCCAAAGUAGACUAUUCUGUUCUACUAUUAUUCAUUAGUUUUUCAUAUUGUAAAACAUUUGACCAGCCUCUGAAGAUUUUCUCUGCGUAAAGAAGUAUAAAUUCUUUGCCAACCCCCCUUAGUUCCACUACAAAACACCCAGAGGACUCUCUUCAAUUUUAAAA
This is a messenger RNA of Marmota flaviventris (yellow-bellied marmot), 2340 nucleotides long. It is a transcript of the gene Slc16a9, whose product is annotated as solute carrier family 16 member 9. Gene Ontology annotation, biological process: monocarboxylic acid transport; transmembrane transport. NCBI's taxonomy places the organism in Eukaryota, Metazoa, Chordata, Mammalia, Rodentia, Sciuridae. Gene Ontology annotation, molecular function: monocarboxylic acid transmembrane transporter activity. The record is from RefSeq and is a predicted model, not a curated record.